UAAACCGUCACUGAUCACUGUAUAACCUGUUGAACAUUGAACGAGCACGAUUAUUUUCGGUUUCGCCCAAAUUAAUUUGCAUCUGUGAUAUUGAUUUCUUUGACCAAAUAUAGCGUGCUUAAUUUAUUGUAGCAUCUGCUGCGCCCCUUUUCGGUAGCGAAGAAAUGACUCAUGACACCUGUUGCAAAAAUCAAUUAGAUAUGCAAAUACCAGCGAAGCUAGCGUAACUGAAAAUUGGCGUCGGUUGGAAACGCAGUGGAAAGGAAAGGCAUUUGAUCAAAACUUCAGAUAACUGCAUCGUCACGUUCUAAAAUGACUACCACAUCAUAGAUAUUCGUCGUGUUAUACAUUCUGGAUGUGAUGCACAGCCUUUUAUAAGUGAUAAGUGUGACUUUACGAGGAGAAAUCAUGCAACCAACACAAGGAAAUACUCUCCCAGUCCCACGGGUUCAAUAUGGUGUCAUGUUCUGUUUAUUUACAGUGUUAUUAACACUAUCGGCUGGAGUGGAAGCCCAACUAACGCCAGUUAAUGUUGCACUCAACAAACCAAUUACGGCGCAGAUUACUUGUGGGGAUCCAUCAGAAUCUUUCACUGCUCACAUUGAAAGUUCAAAGUCACCUCAAGAUCGUAUCGGAUCACAAUGUGACGCAGAGAAUCCAUUGCUUGCUCAUCCUCCAGAAUAUAUGGUGGACGUGGAUGAGAAUGUUUCGAUCGGAGAAAACUACACUUGGUGGCAGAGCACCUCCAGAGUUGGGCUGAUAGGAGCAGGAUUCAGUAGCCCUGAAUCAGAGAUCAUCCUGGAUCUGCAAGAGGUACAUUCUGUUGAAAGCAUCAUGAUUCAGAUGGGAGAUUCAGUUCGACCGGGUCAGAUUGGGAUUGAGAAGUCUCCCAAUGGGGUCGACUUCACACAGUUGAUGUACCAAGUAUCAGAUCUGUCAGAAUGCUCGUCAGAUUUUGGUGUCCCUCCCAUCACCGCUGUCAUUGAUUUGAACACAAUCACCUGCACAACUUUCCUGUCCAGUGAACAGCCCAGAAAUCAAAUUAUUACUUUCAGCUUGUCCCCUCCUUCAGAAUUUCUAGAAUGGCAGAGGGCUCGCUUUCUCAAGGUUAACUUCUACAACAUGCAAAGGAGCUUUGGCUUCUUUUCUGAUGAAUUUCAUCACUACACGGUUCGGAACCUUGAGGUAAUGGCACAGUGUGAGUGCAAUGAUCAUGCCACCAGCUGUACUCUUCAACCUUUGACCUCCGACCCCACUAAGAUGACCUACCAGUGCAUCUGUGGUGACAACACUCUGGGUGACACCUGCAACGAGUGUCUGCCAUUUUACAACCAGCUGGCGUAUCAACCGGGCACUGAGGGGUUCGUUUGUGAAGAGUGUAACUGCUUUAGUCACAGUGAUGUGUGUCAGUACAACGAGUCGGUUGCGGCGAUGGGCGGUAGCCUGAAUGCAGCCGGAGAGUACAUAGGGGGUGGUGUUUGCAUGGAUUGCAGGGAUAACACAGCAGGAAUCAACUGUCACCGAUGCGUCCAGUUCUACUUCCGGCCUGCAGGCACACAGCAGUCUGAUGUGGAAGCUUGCCAGGCCUGUGACUGCUUCCUACCAGGGACCAGGGAGGAUCCUAACGUUGGUCUCGUCAACGGAGAGUGUGUCAUGAGUGAUGAUGACACCGCCCCUGCUGGCAUGCUUCCAGGUGACUGCUUCUGUAAGGUCAAUGUUCAAGGGUCAAAGUGUGAUGAAUGCCUACAUGGAUACUACGAUCUCACAGAUGCUAAUACAAAUGGAUGUCUUGGUUGUGACUGCUUCACGGCCGGUACCGUAGGGGGCUCUGAGGUCUGUGCCAAGGACUCCACUGGCCAGUGUCCCUGUAAGGAAUUCACCCAGGGACGACGAUGCGAAGAAUGCCAAGAUGGCUACUACGGCCUGUCAGAUACCAGUCAAGAGGGUUGCUCGAACUGCCAGUGUGAUGUCGGCGGCGCAGAGAACUCUGUCUGUGAUAAGACCGAUGGAGAGUGCACCUGCAGAAGUCGUGUGACUGGUCGUAGGUGUGACAGUGUUGCCUCCAAUGCUUUCUACCCCACACUCCACUUCAUCAACACUGAGUUUGAGUCUAUGGAUAGUCCAUACUGGAAGAGAGAGGUGUCCGGCUUCAGCGGGAUCGGCUACGUGGAGCUGUCUGGUUCGGUCAACACCUCCACUGUUUUGACUGUUCCACCCUCCCAAUUCAAUGGAGAGUUCCGCCUAGUCCUCAGAGCCAUCACAGAAGGCAUCAGCCGAGUGGACUUCACCAUUCAGCCCAUAGGGGAGGGCAGCCAGGGCACUGUGAUGAGGGGCCAGACCACCCUCCCUCUAUGCUCAGGAGUGUGGUGUUAUGAUGGUAUAGUGGAGAACACUGGCCAUCCAGAGCUCGAGGAGCUCUUCAUCCUCACUCCUGGUAGCUGGAGGAUCACUGCUAGCAUCAAUACACAAGGAGGAGCUAAAGUUCUACUUGAUCAACUGGUAGCUAUACCGGUAGAGUACAGCGACCCUCGAUCCCUUCUUGGGAAUGGGCGUGGCAUUGAGUUUGCUACCACCUGUGAUCUUCAGACCAAUAACAUGAGACUUGGUAGCGCAGACGAGUCUUUCUGUCUGGCUAACGUCUUCUCCCUGACGACGUUCUACUUUGACGGGGCACAGGGGUGUGACUGUGACCUUGUGGGUAGCGUGGGGCUAUCUUGCGCCUCCUAUGGGGGUCAAUGCACCUGUAAGGGGGGUAUAGGGGGCCGCACCUGUGACUCGUGUCUCCCAGAAUUCUUCUCAUUCAGGAGCACCGGCUGUACAUCCUGUGACUGUUUUGGAGAUGACAAAGUAUGCGAUAUUACAACUGGUCAGUGUAACUGCCCUCCCAACACUGCUGGACGUCGGUGUGAUCGUUGUGUGACCUUCACAUGGGGACUAAACAGUACUACCGGAUGCAAGGAAUGCCAGUGCAACCCGAUAGGGUCGGUCAGUCUUCAGUGUGACCAGCAGACCGGUCAGUGUCCAUGCAAACCGGGGGUGACCGGUCGGGACUGCUCGAAAUGUCUGCCAGGGUUCAAGGAACUCUCCUCUGAGGGCUGCUCACCAUGUGACUGUGAUGUCUCUGGAAGCCUGAGUGACGUGUGUGACUCCCUUACAGGACAGUGCAUAUGCAAGAGUAAUACUGAGGGUCUGCAGUGCGAUACAUGCGUGGCUGGGUCGUUCUAUAGCAACCCAGCCCAUCCAUCAGGUUGUCUUGACUGUGUGUGUAUGGGAAUCACUGACCAGUGUGAUAGCACUACACAAAGAGCUAUACAGUACACCAUACCCACCAAUGAGGCCACAGUAAACCUGUGGGAAGUCUUCAUCCCCCUAAACAUCCUUGACCCUCCACUGCCAGUCACUGCCAAUGUGAUCGCUAACAGAGACUAUGUAUCUGUCGUACUGAAUGAAGGAGUCGUAGCGUUCUGGAGACUACCCGCAGAUGACUUUUCGGGUAAUCUGCUAGGAGUAUACGAUCAGACAGUGACCUUUGACCUGUCGUACCUCCUGGAAGGGAGUGGUAGUUCUUCUGGCACUGUACCAACAGAAGCUACAAUGUCUAUUCAGAGUCAAGAAGAAGAGCUGAGCUACCAACUCGGCAGCCAAGAGCCUGGGGAUUAUACCACCAUGUCUGUUGGGAUGAGUGAACGGUCAGGCUGGGUGUCCACUGGUACUGGUCAGUCAGUGAGCAGGGCCCAGUUCUUGACUGUUCUCAGCAAUGUCAAUAGCAUCCUUGUCUCUGCUACGCUCAGUUCAGCUGCACAUGCAUCAAGCAUCGGUAGUGUGUCAUACUACAAAUCGACCCCUGCGGACUCACCAAGCUAUGUGCAGACCGCCCCCAGAGCUCUGGCUGUAGAACAGUGCACCUGUGGCCCACAGUAUGCAGGACUCUCCUGUGAGGAAUGUGCCUCAGGUUUCUACCGUGUGAACACCACCUCUCAUUCCUUCUUUGGCGUAUGUGUUGCGUGUGAAUGCAAUGGUCAUAGCUCAACAUGUGACCCCAGUAACGGGCAGUGUUUAGACUGUCAAGACAACACUGGAGGUUUCAACUGUGAAGUGUGUUUAGAUGGCUUCUAUGGUGAUGCUUUGUCGGGUACACCUGAUGCCUGUCAGGCGUGUCCAUGCGGGCCACCCACUGCUCAGUCCAACCUGUGUGCGGACAUUGAUGGGGUCGUGACCUGUCAAGAUUGUUUUCCAGGUCAUCUGAGUCCUCUCUGCAACAUUUGUGAUGACUUCUACUAUGGUCAGCCAGCCAACCCUGGUGGUUUCUGCCAGCUCUGUGAGUGCAACGGUAACACCGACUCCUGUAACUCUUUGACAGGGGAGUGUGUGGGAUGCGGGUUCAGUACGACAGGAUUCAACUGCGAGAGAUGUCAGAACUUCACGUACGGCAACGCCAGCCAGCAGGACUGCCAGGCCUGCAACUGUGACCCCCAGGGGUCAUCUGACCUUCUCUGUGACCACAUAACCAGUCAGUGCCCCUGCCUGCCCGGAGUGGGAGGAACGCGAUGCGAUGCCUGCCUCCCGAACUCCUACGGCUUUGGCGACCCGUCGGGGUGCGUGGAGUGUAACUGCAACGAGUUUGGAUCCCAGGACCUGCAGUGUGAUGGGGGUGGGGUCUGUAGCUGUCUGGCUGGGGUGCUUGGGGUGAAGUGUGAUACCUGUGAGGAUGGGAGCUUUGGACUGCCUGAUCAGUUUUGUAUAGCUUGUGGUUGCGAUGCAACAGGUACCAAUGAUGGUUCUCAGGCUGUUUGUGAUGUCCGCUCGGGCCAGUGUCCCUGUAAAACUGGUAUCACCGGUAGACUGUGUGAUGAAUGUCGUCCAGGUUUCAUCAACUUCAGCUCCGAUGGAUGCACAAAUGAGAAAAUGAGCCAACUGGUUGUCAAAUGUGAUCAAUGUGUGGACACCCUCUACAACUCCACCCGGAUCCUGGAGUCUCUUCACACCCAGCUCCUGUCUCUAGGAGCCUCCAUCCAGGAGCUACAGAGACAGGAUGCUCAGCUCCGCAAUGUGGAACCGAUGGUGGUAGCGACCGGGGAUGCCCUUGACACCCUGAAGGAUCAGUUCACCACUCUGAGAAUACAGAUAGAAGCCAUCGAUAGUGCAGUCUUUGAGAGGAAUGUCACUCUAGUAGCAGAAAGGGCAUCAGAGUUAUCAAGGACAUUGGUCAGCCUCCAGGAGCAGUCGUCCAGCCAGCUUGACCAGAUGACUCUCUACCGGUCAGCGGCCCUGCAGACACUGACCAGUAUCCUCACCGCCAACGCCACUGUCCAAGAGUACUUCACCACGUUGACCAACUACAACUCCAGUGCGGCCAUCUUCGUGUCCGACGCUUUGACCAGGAGGGAUGGUGUGGCUGCUCUGACCGUUGCUGGACAGAUGGAGCUGAUCGAGACAGAACUGGGUAGGAUUAGGAAUGUAACCUUGGAGGCUGAUUCGUUGCUGUCUAUGGUUACGGCACAGGGUCUUGAGUUGAAUCGUCUGGUUAUCCUAGUAGCAUCUGCAGAGUCUCAGCUACAAGCUACUCGACAGUUGCUUUCUCUGACUACCAACGUACUGGAGGCAGUUCAAGUCAUACUGGAUCAAACAGAUACAGUGAUCAACCAUACACAGACCAACCAAGCAUACAGUAACAGACUCUUAGACCAGGCUGAGGCUGAACUUGCUGGGGUCACGCUAAUGUUCAUUGAAGCUACGCAAGCCAUCGGAGACGCAGACCGAGCUCUCCUGGAUGUAAAUGCCAUCUACAUUGGCAGCUCGUCCGGUAACGACGCCCUCCCAAUGGACAUCGAUGUCGACCAGCAAGGGGUCAACGGUUGGGUUGACGGUAACCUCCGGGUCAUAGGUCAGCUUGGGGUCGUGCAGGGCUUACAGGAUAGUCUAGAGUUCACUGUGAGCGCAGCGGAGACCAGGGCUUUGCUUUUGAGUGAGAUGACGCAGGAAUCACUCAGCUACUUCCAAUCCGCAGAACCCCAAGGGCAACUAGCUGUUGACACGGUGAGGAAUUACCGGAGCGUUGUGUCAGCGGUCGAGGAAGCAGAGGCUACCAACCAGAAUGCUACGGACUCCCUGGCAUCAACGCAGGACUACCUCGCCACCAGAACGGUAGCCAUACUCAGCGAGGAGGCACAAAGGUCACUACAACUGAGCAAUGACCUCACGGAUACCAUAGAUGGCAGUAUGACUGAUACUGAAGCUCUUACUGCAUCACUGGAUUCUGCCAACCAAACGUUGCAGUCUGCCAUUGAAUCCUGGGAUACUGUUAGACAGGACGUGUCCAACCUUGAGGCUGAGGUGAACACACUUUUACAGCUAGCUGAAAAUCCUGAAAUACAACCUGCUAUUGAUUCAGGCAUAGAGGCAGCUAAUGAAACGAUUGCCGCAGGGAACUCCAUCUUGGAAAGUACUGCGGCCUUGACAUUGAGACUCGACGAGGAGGAGCAGUCUAUUGUCUUCAUUCAGGACAAUGUCCGUAAUGCAACGACCCUUAUCACUGGUCUACCAAACAGAGUAAGCCAAAUAGAGAGCAACAUUAAUACUCUGAGUACCAACGUGGACACCAUUCUCAAUCUUCAAAACCAGACCAGUAUCCAGCGCUCCGGUAUCAACAACAAGAUUGCAAGUCUCCGGGAGAAGCUCCGUCGAGCCCAGACCACCAUCGCCGACUCUGACCAGCCAGUGCGUCUAGGUCCGCAAAGCCCUCUGACCAUCGUCUCACCAUCCGACACAUUCUCACUGUCCAACGAGAUCCAGCUGGACGUAAAGCCGGAGCAACGGGAUGGAUUGGUCUUUUUCAUGGAGAAUCCAGCGAACAAUGUCUUCAUGAGUAUCGAGAUUAUCGCAAGCCGCGUCAACUUCAAGUUCCGGGUGAAUCGCGAUGUGACGACCGCAGGGCAGGAUGUGGUGACUGUGAGCAGUCCUAUUGAUGUGUGCUGUGGAGAUUGGUACCGCAUACUUGCUACAAGGUAUGCUGAUGGGGGUGAGCUAACCGUAACACUGCUCUCUACUGGCGGGUCUUCUACUGACUAUGCAAGGAGUUUAUCGGUCUAUAACAGAUUCCUGAUACUCCAAGAAACCUCAACGUUCUUCAUCGGUGGUAUCCCUUCAGAUUUUCAAACUGAUGAAAUCUUGAGCAAUGACUUUGAAGGAUGUAUUGGAAGUGUGACCUUUGAUGGUCAAAAGCUUGACCUUUGGCGACCUACCAGUCAGGAGGGGUCACAAUCAUGCUGUGGGUCACCAGUGACCGUUCCAGAGCCAGAGGUCAUCUACAUUCCAGGGGUCAGCUUUGAUGGUUCUGGAUAUUACAGGGUUCCUAAGGAUGAAUUUGAAGUGUUUGAUCAGAGUAAGGUAACUCUAGAAUUCAGGACAGUGCUGAAAGAGGGCGUGCUAUUCGUUGUCACUCGACCAGACCUCAUUUCUUUCAUGGGCAUCUUCAUUGUUGAUGGUCAGGUGAUCUUUGAAAUGAACACAGCAGGGAAUGCCAGGUAUUCUGUGCCGAGUGUCAGAGCGUACGAUGAUGGGCAGUGGUAUCAGGUGACGACUAGCUUCAACAGUUCUCACUACAGCUUAGAGCUUCGCUAUGCCAAUGAAACUAGCAGCUUACUUGAGGCAUCGACCAGGCGUACCCUGGCAGCCCUCUCCUUUCCCAAUCUCCAGUUCUCUCCAAAGAUCUUUGUAGGCGGAGCAGAUCCAGUCCAGCAAAGCAACAUCAGACGUGGGCCAACGAAGCUUAGCUUUGCAGGAAACAUGCGGAACGUUGCCUUGUCUAACAGUACCUCCAUUGAGCUAGUCCCAAGAGAAAUCACAAACACAUCUAGUUUCCCAUACCAAGGCGUCUCAUUCAACGAAUACCCUCAAGAGGUUGUACCAGGCAUCAGUUUUGAUGGAGACUUUGCUUACAUGUCGCUCAGCACUUCAGUCUUUUCACAAAGUAUAGAGACUGUUCAGCUUCGAUUCACGACCACCCAGCCACAUGGUCUGCUCCUAUACAGCUAUGAUACCGUCGGCUUUAACAAGCUGUUAUAUGUAGCCAUGUACCAUGGGAAUAUCUUCGUGCAGUAUAACCUUGGUAACGGUUUAUCAGACCCAGUGCAGACGAGAGGACUUAAACUCAAUACAGGCCAGUGGCAAGAUGUCACCAUCUCAUUCAAUGGACUCACUGCGUCACUCAAAGUGAACGACCUGCCGGUGGUAUACGGAGCUGUACAGCUGACAAGUGCAAGCAUCGACAUAGAGGGCCUGCUGUUCAUCGGCGGCCUAACGGCGAGCAUCCCCAACCUGAUCGGUGGAGACUUUCCUGUUCGUCGGUCCCUGCAGGGAGACAUGGUCGACCUCCUUAUCAAUGACAUAUCACCCAACUUCAACGACCCAAACACCGUACUCGGCUACCUGGGAGUGACCCUGACAGGAGUGCAACCCGAGGUCAUGACCCUUCCACCACUCCCCUACUCCACCCCACCCGCACCCACUGACGAUGGCUUGCCAAGGUCCUGUGCUAGCCCCACCCAGGUGAUGACGUACCCCUCGGCCCUGGGGGUGGUGAGGUUUGGCUUGACGAGUCAGAGUUAUCUCGGUAUCGGACUCAACAGUGAGCAGAGGAAGUACUUUGAAUCAACGUUUGUCCUCACAUUCCAAUUCCGUGCCCUGUCUCCCGAUGGCAUCCUGCUGUACCUUGCCAACGAUUAUGCCAGACCGAAUCAGUUCUUGGCUCUGAUCAUGAUGAAUGGUUACCUGAAUCUAAUCAUCGUGGAUCAGACGAGAACCACCGUUCAAGCUACCACUGCCUUCCAGUACAACGAUGCUCAGUGGAGAACGAUAACCAUUCUGAAGAUCAACGGGUUCGUUGUCCUCUUUGUAGAAGAAUCCAAGGAUUACAUUGGUCUUAACCAUGGCCAGAUUAGCAACCAGAUGGCAAGACUUGCAGUAGAGACGUCUCUCUUUGUCGGUGGCCUCGGACCUCAAGUUCAAGAGGGAAGUCAUCCACUGAACCGCGCUUUGGGGAGUUUCAAUGGCUGUAUCCGAGACUUGGUUAUAAGUACAGAGACCUUGACUGAGGUCCCGAUACCACUCAAUUCUCCAGGUGACGACUCUGCUAACCUUACACAAUGUCGGGUUAACCCAAUUGGUAGAGGAGGUCACUUUGAUGGCAGCGGAUGGCUUCUUCUAAAUUCGACCUAUACUUUGGUCAGUCCUUGGUCAGUUUCAUUGACCAUUACCACCACUGACGAGAACGCUUUGUUACUAGCCCUCGCUGCUGACCUUCAAAACUUUAUCACCUUAGAGAUAGUGGAUGGAACGGCCAGAGCAGUGGUUGGUCUUGGUACCUCUACGUCCGUCAUCCUACGGUCAACUCAGUUGUCCAGUGGAUACGAUCUCUGCGAUGGUAACCCCCACACCAUCCGACUGACCGUUCGUAGGGGUCGGAUUGAGAUGACCAUUGAUGAGAACCCAACGGACAGUCUAACGGUCAGCAGCCAGACGUUUGCGGUCAUCAAUAAUAGACUGCUAUACAUCGGAGGAAUCUCUGAUGCUGCUAACAUUCCGCUUGUUCCCGGCAUCAUCAGAACCCCAUUCAAUGGCUGCUUGUCAUCACUGGUGAUCAACGAUGUCUCCAUCGACUUUCAGACUCAUGAAGAGAGUAGUGGCUACACUGCCGGAUGCCCAAGGCCCAUUCCGUAAAAGAACAAACAGGGCCCCAUUGCAUGAAACUUACAAUUGAUGGUAACUUUGCCAUCAAUGGCAACACUACCAUGGUAACAGGGCUCAACAGCCAAUCAAAAUCAAGGUUUCCAUGGUAGUUACCAUUGAUGGCAAAGUAACCAUCGAUGGUGAGUUUUGUGCAAAAGGGCCCCGAAGAGCCAUAAAUCUGUUGUCAGAUGACAUGUGGAAAUGGAGUUUGAUAUUUCUUAACCCCAACACUUUUAUUUCUUUAUUCCUUUAUUCGGUUGCUUUUAGUUUUUUUUUCUGUACUACCAGAAUGAAAUCCAUUUUGCAUGAAUUCUAAAUGCCAGACUUACCUGUGUUUAGUCAAAUGAUUUCCUUUACUGUGUUUUUAUUGCAGUGUACAAAUAGCGGCUUUAUGCCUUAUCCUUCAAGCUUCUUUAUAAGAGAUUUUUGUGGAGCUUCUUAUCAUUUUAAUAGAUUGUUGUUUAGCCUGGUCAAAGAAAAUCAUGUGCAUUUUGCCAUUAAUGCUAAAUGGAAAUAUUUAUGAGAUAAAGGCUGAAUUUUUAACACAUACUGACUGCUGGUUGAAAGCAACAAUUCCCAGUUUUGUCUCUUGAGAGCCAGAAGGGCGUUAACCGCUUACAAUUUUACAGACUUUAACACCCUCCUGCCUCUCAAUAGAUGGUUUAAUCAUUAUUGUAUUCUUGUGUAUGUGGGGUGUCUGUGAUCAGAUUUGUAUACAACCAUUCACUUUGUUACAACCUUGCCUAAGGAUAGAUUUGAAUAGAUUUGAAAUAUUUAUCAUGUGUUAUCAUUCCAUAUUCGAAACACUGGUAGAUGUAUAAAGUAAUGUAUAAGUAAAUUGUGACAUAAAUUAAAUUACCUGUUCUUACCCAAAGUGGUAUUAACACGGAAAUGUAUUACAUGAAAGAAAGAAAAAUAGAAUGUACAGAAAGCAGUAUUGAGGGAUAAAUGAUAGAGUUAUAAUACAUCAUGGUUUUAUAGAUUAUGCUGGGAAAAUGUCUCAGUGAAGAAAGGAGAUAUCUGGAGGGAGAGACAGAGAGAGAGAAGGAAAGGGGGGGGGGGAGUUAAAUGAUAAAGUUAUAAUAAAUCAUGGUUUGAUAGAUUAUUCUGUGAAAUGUCUCGGUAUAGAGAAAAGGGAAAUAUCUAAAGGGAGAGUGGGAGACAGAGAGGGAGAGAGAAAGGAGGGGGAUAACUGAUAUAUUUAUAAUAAAUCAUGGUUUGAUAGAUUAUUCUGUGAAAUGUCUCGGUGGAGAAAAGUGAAAUCUCUGUAUGGAGAGAGAGAGAGAGAGAAAGGGGAGGGGGAGGGGGUGUAAUAUGAGAAGUAAUUAGAGACAUAAUAUACAUGUAUGUUAAUAUAAUUAUUAGAUAUGAUAUGUUUAUAAUGAGUAUUCAAUCAUGUCAUUAAUAUAUGAUACUAGUAUUCUUCCUGUGUUUCACUUCACCUUGAACAAUAUACUGUGACCUUGAAUUUUAUAUUCCGCAAACAAAACCUUGAUAAAUUAUGUCUUUCAUCUUGAGAAGCAGAAGUAAUAUCUAUUUGUAUACGCUAUUUUGUUAGUGUGCUGUAAUAUCUAUUUUCUUUCUACGCUGAAUAAAAUAUCUUUGAGCAAACAA
Molecule: messenger RNA, 11340 nt
Organism: Strongylocentrotus purpuratus (purple sea urchin)
Lineage: Eukaryota; Metazoa; Echinodermata; Echinoidea; Camarodonta; Strongylocentrotidae
Product: laminin subunit alpha
Exons: 49
Coding region: 409-9717 (3102 amino acids)
Source: RefSeq, a predicted model, not a curated record